AUGGGACCGACACAUCAGCAGGCAGGGCGAUCUGCUAGCCGCAGCGGACCGAGCAGUAGCACCGGCCAGGCACCAGAUCAAGCACAAGCGCUCCGCACCCAAAUCCAGCUGGAAAUUGAACAGAAAGCUAAAGUGUGCGCUAACACGCAGUACGAAUGUACGCUGCCACGGGUAGACUCGUACGUUUACUGCUUCCGGCACAUACUGCAGGACCCAAAUGCUCCGUACAAACAGUGCGAAUUUAUAUUUCCCAAUGAUCGUCGUUGCUUGGAACCAUCACCGAAAUAUGACGUAAAGAAGGACUACGGUUCCAAUUAUUGCUUCGAGCACAGCCGGCAGACGCAGCUGAAAAAGACCAAAUCCACGAUCGGUAAGCUGGUGCCCGUGGAGACGACAGAAACGUUGCUUCACGGAUUGGCACACCAUGUGAAGGUGGAUAAAACCAAGCAGCAUUACAUGGGCAACAACACCCCUCUAAAGAUAACCGUGCAUGAAGAUGACGAUGAUGCGGAUGUGGAUGUCGUAACACCAUCGGUUGAUCCUUUCGUUGACGUCGACGUUACAGCGAUUAACGAUUCCGGACGCAUCGUGCUGGACUAUGCUUCCGAUUCGAGUGACGAUGACGCGGCGAUACUCCAUCCUACGUACGGUUCAUCCUGGAAGGCGCAAGAGAUGGAUAACUCAGACAACGAGAGUGUCGAUUCGCAGGGCGGAGAUCCGUUGAAGCAUGCCGGUAUCUACACGGCCGAGGAAGUGACGCGCAUUACGCAGGAAAAGCUUUUCCGCCUGCAGAAACUGUACAUCGAGCAGAUUCACCGUCUGCAGCAUGUGUUGCGCGAGCGGCGUCGAAACUAUCUGAAGGACCAGCGUACCGAACGCGACAUUCAUUGUAGCAUAUAUGACCAGAUUAAGCAAACGCCCCGCGAACGGUUGCUGUACGAGAAGCUGAAGGGUUUGAACCGUUAUCACCGUAAGCAUGGUGUGGAAGCGAUACUGCAGCGGAAAUAUUUGGAAAAACGGGCUAAAGCAACGGAGGGCCUACAGCAGAAACCACAGACACUGCCCAAGUGUUCGUACACCGAGGGUGGCGUGAAGUGUGGUGAGAGAACACUGCCAUGCUGUAAGCACUGCCGCAAGCACAUCCUAGAGGACAAGAAACAGGUGCUGUUCCGAGCGUGCGGCAUCGAGAAGAGCGGUGUCGUUUGUCAGGAAACAUUGGCUGGAUUGUUCGAGAAUGUGACCUGUCCGUUGCACAUGGAACUACCGGCCCAGCGUUCGUUCAACAAGCGUAAAUACGAAUCCGAAUCCGAAGGGGAGUGUGAAAUCAGUGCCAUGGAGGUUUCCAGUACAGUGGGUGGGGAGAAAUCUCCCAAAGUAGCAACCAACGACAAUUCCAGCAGUGUUGAGGCCACCGAGGAGAAGAAAGCUGUGCAUUUAGAAACAAAAGCUAGUGCCGAAGCGGAUGCAAAACCCUCGGUUAAAACCGAAAACAAACGCAAAGUUAUCAAAACGGAACCAAACACGCCGGUUUCACGAUUGCGUAAUACACGCUCCUCCCGGGCAGCCAUGACCAAACAGGAAGAGCAGCAAACACCGGAUCAAGAAAUGACCAGCACAGCAAACGAUCAGGAGGUGAAGCAGGAGCCAAAUGAAACGCAAGAAAUGGUCACAGUUUUGCAUCCCGUCACCACUACUACCAUGUCCCAGGUGGAUGAUCUCGACUUGGAAGAAUGUCUUCUGCCGGCCAGUGUGAUUCACAAAAAGAAACCAGACGAGAACACCACUAAACAAAUCGUGCAAUUGGAAACGGAAGCGACUGACGUUACUAGUGGAUCGGUAGUUGUAGAAGCAGAAAAUCGAAGCGAAAAAGAACCGGAAUCUUCUGCUCAGGCCUCGAAAGAGGAGAACAAGCAGUUGGAGGAAAUGAUAGAAGAAGGAACAUCAGUUGUCAAAGCUGAAGAUGCGAAUGUAAUUGAAGAUCCUGAAACCAUUUCCUCCAACAUGUCGAAUCAGGAAGCUGUUGUAGAUACAACCACGUCAACCACUGAUGAGGCAAUAUCUGCACAAAAGGAAAAAGACGAUCAGGAUGAAGCGACCAAAUCGCCGAAAGUGUCUCUGACAGCGAGACAAAAGAAGCUAUUGCUCGCUACAGACAAGAAGGAAUCGUAG
Messenger RNA from Anopheles marshallii, 2169 nucleotides. RefSeq lists its product as uncharacterized. The coding region runs from base 1 to 2169 and encodes 722 amino acids. NCBI's taxonomy places the organism in Eukaryota, Metazoa, Arthropoda, Insecta, Diptera, Culicidae. The record is from RefSeq and is a predicted model, not a curated record. Gene Ontology annotation, cellular component: NSL complex. The transcript is spliced from 2 exons.